AAUCAAAGUAGAAUUUGAAUUCAAACUGUAAACAUGAACUGUCUGAAGAUCUGCGGCUUUUUCUUCGCUCUGAUUGCGGCUUUGGCGACGGCGGAGGCUGGCACCCAAGUCAUUCAUGCUGGCGGACACACGUUGAUUCAAACUGAUCGCUCGCAGUAUAUACGCAAAAACUAAAAAAAAAACCUCAAAUAAAUAUUUAAAGAAUAAAAAUGUUUUGAAACAG
This is a messenger RNA of Drosophila melanogaster (fruit fly), 223 nucleotides long. It is a transcript of the gene Dso2, whose product is annotated as Daisho2. The record is from RefSeq and is marked reviewed. Gene Ontology annotation, cellular component: extracellular region. The transcript has 2 exons. Bases 34 to 174 code for a protein of 46 amino acids. Lineage: Eukaryota; Metazoa; Arthropoda; Insecta; Diptera; Drosophilidae.